AAAUGUUUAAUCACCACAAUAUAUAUAUCUUUAUAUGUAUAUAUGUAUCACAUCUUGCUUUAAGAGACUGUAUAUUAUUCAUUCUUUUACUAUUAUUUUUAAAUGUUAAUAUAAUUUAUCAAUAUAAUUCUAUUUAAAAUUGACUAUGAUUGAUUACAGAAUAAAGUCAAAUAAUAUGCCGGGUGUUUAGUAACUAUGUAAAAGGAUCCGCCGAGUCCGUCCUUUUUCAAUUAGACUAGGUCUGUAUGCUGACGCAAUGCUCAAUUUCCGGACCAGAAAAGCCCCAAGACUCGGCUGGAUGAUUCGGUAAGACCCAAACUCGGAUUUUGGCAAUUACAGCGGAGCUAGAAACAGGGAAAUAAUACGUAGUUACGUACAGACAGUAAGAGACAAAAGUGUCGUCUCUCACUCUCCUGUCUUCCAAACUGGCUGCGAUUGAAGCGCCAAACGCAGGGCAAAAACUCCAAUCUCUCUCUCUCUCUCUCCAUACCACCUGGUGGCACCCCGCAAAGUCGAACGAACUGGUGGUAUCUGAUGUUCCCCGAUGGAUUGACCUGGAAAUACAUCCGUGUGAGAAAAUGGGGAGGAAAAUGGAGUAUCUGGCGAUGCAGACAGACCCAGGGGAUUUGAUAAAUUCGGACAUAAAUGACCUCAAGAUCGCGGCCACGAGCCUGCUUAUGCAUCUCUCCAAGCACGGCGGUCUAGGGCUCGGUACUUCCUUGUUCAAAUGGGUUGCCUCAUUCGCUGCUUUUUACUUGCUGAUAUUGGAUCGAACAAAUUGGAGAACAAACAUGCUGACUUCACUUCUAGUCCCUUACAUCUUCUUAAGUCUUCCCUCAUCCUUUUUCAGCUUCUUAAGACGUGAUUUCGGGAAAUGGGUUGCUCUCAUGGCAGUUGUACUAAGGCUUUUCUUCCCCAGACAUUUCCCAGACUGCCUGGAGAUACCCGGGUCGUUGAUUCUGCUUGUAGUUGUGGCUCCCAGUUUCUUCGCGCACACGGCUAGGGACAGCUGGGUGGGCACCGUUAUAUGUCUUGGCAUUGGUUGUUACCUUCUGCAAGAGCACAUCAGGGCAUCUGGUGGAUUCAGAAACUCCUUCACACAAAGGCAUGGUGUCUCAAACACGCUUGGCAUCAUCCUUUUGUUAGUUUAUCCAGUCUGGUCGCUCGUCAUCCACUUCGUGUAGCCAGCGGUUAACUACCUUUUUUUGGUCCAACUUUUGAAGGUUUGAAUUGUUGUUGGUAUCAGACCAUAAUGUUGUUCAGUAAUAAAUACCUUUGACGAGCCUGUUCUUUGGGAGUGGCUUUUCGCACCCUUUAAAUUGACAAAAGAUGCAAUUUAAGGAAGUGUCUAGCUUUGCAAAUUUCUAAUUCUAAGAUGCAGAUAAUGCAAAAUUCCUUAACGUCUUCUGCAUG
Diospyros lotus (date-plum) is the source of this 1413-nucleotide messenger RNA. RefSeq names its product cold-regulated 413 plasma membrane protein 2-like. The record is from RefSeq and is a predicted model, not a curated record. Gene Ontology annotation, cellular component: membrane. The coding region runs from base 579 to 1184 and encodes 201 amino acids. NCBI's taxonomy places the organism in Eukaryota, Viridiplantae, Streptophyta, Magnoliopsida, Ericales, Ebenaceae. The transcript has 5 exons.